GGUUGGGGGGGGGGAGGAGAGAGCGCAGCCAGCGCGAGGCCCCGGCGGCGGCGGCGGCGGCGCGAGGCGGCGGCGCGGCCCUCCCUCAGCUUAGCUCAGCUGCGUGAAAUAUGGGAGACGACAGGCCGUUUGUGUGCAAUGCCCCCGGCUGUGGACAGAGGUUUACAAACGAGGACCACCUGGCGGUUCAUAAACACAAGCAUGAGAUGACAUUGAAAUUCGGCCCUGCUCGAACCGACUCAGUCAUCAUAGCAGAUCAGACUCCGACCCCAACUCGCUUCUUGAAGAACUGCGAAGAAGUGGGACUCUUCAACGAGCUGGCCAGCUCCUUCGAGCACGAGUUCAAGAAAGCCGCCGAGGAUGACGAGAAAAAGAGCGCCGGAGCCCUGGACAUGUCACUGCCGUCAACGCCGGACAUCAAAAUAAAGGAGGAAGAGCCGGUUGAGGUGGACUCUUCGCCUCCGGACAGCCCCGCGUCUAACCCGCAGUCCCCCCGAAACAAGGAGAAGGAGAUCCCCUCAAAACCUGUAAUCAUUUCUACACCUACCCCGACCAUCGUGCGUCCGGGCUCGCUGCCGUUGCACUUGGGCUACGACCCGCUCCACCCGACGCUGCCUUCCCCGACCUCUGUCAUUACCCAGGCACCACCAUCCAACAGACAGCUAGGGUCUCCCACAGGUUCCCUUCCACUUGUCGUGCAGCUUGCAAAUGGACAGACCAUGCCUGUGCUCCCAGGCCCUCCUGUACAGAUGCCUUCUGUCAUAUCGCUGGCUCGGCCGAUGUCCAUGGUGCCUAACAUUCCCGGUAUUCCUGGGCCACCCAUCAACAGCAGCGGGUCCAUUUCACCAUCAGGCCUUCCAGUGCACUCAGAAGCCAAAAUGAGGCUGAAGGCCAGCUUGACACAUCAGACGUCUUCCUCACUGAAUGGCAGCAACCUGGUGGUGGGCUCAGCCAGCACGAUGGUGACUGCACGUCCGGAGCAGAGUCAGAUACUUGUCCAGCACCCGGAUGCCCCUUCCCCAGCUCAGCCACAGGUUUCCCCUGCCCAGCCCACACCCAGCACCGGCGGGCGGCGGAGGCGCACGGUUGACGAAGACCCGGACGAGCGCCGGCAGCGGUUCCUGGAGCGGAACCGGGCCGCGGCGUCCCGGUGCCGUCAGAAACGCAAGCUCUGGGUGUCUUCCUUGGAGAAGAAAGCCGAGGAGCUCACGACCCAAAACAUCCAGCUGAGCAACGAAGUUACGCUACUGAGGAACGAAGUUGCUCAACUUAAACAGCUCCUGCUGGCUCACAAGGACUGCCCCGUCACUGCACUACAGAAGAAGACACAGGGCUAUCUCGAAAGCCCGAAGGAGAGCUCGGAGCCCACCGGCUCCCCGGCUCCCGUCAUCCAGCGCGGCUCCGUGACGGCCUCGCCCAACGGGCUCAGCGUGCGCUCGGCGGCCGAGGCGGUCGCCACGUCGGUCCUCACCCAGAUGGCGAGCCAAAGGACAGAACUGAGCGUGCCGCUCCAGUCGCACGUCAUCAUGGCUCCACAGUCGCAGUCUGCGGGCAGAUGAUGCCGCCGCCGCCGCCGCCUCGUGCGUGUGACACCCACCCCCCUCCCCUCCGCCCCGAACUAACCGCCAGCUCGUCCAGCCGGAGAGACUGACCCCGACUCGGCCCCUGACGAGCGGGGGGCGGACGGGUUAUUUUUGUUGUUGUUGUUGUUUUCUGGGUUUUUUUUUUUUUUUCUUCCUCUCUUUUUUUUUUUAAGUGAGUUAAGGGCAGCUACGGCGCUUCUUACACCGCGUAUCCUAUACAGAGCCCGGCCCCCCAUCCCCUUCCCCGAACCGCUGCCGCGCCGGUCCCUGCGGGACGGCGGCGCCUUCAGCGCUUUCCCCAUCCCAUCGCCGACGAGCAGGCGAGUUGCCGACCCGCCCGCGCCCAAAAAGCCCCCAAAGAGAGGUUCGCUUCCAGGUACCGGCCACGUUAACACUAACCCCGCGCGCCCGACUCCGCGCGAUUCCUCGGCUCCGCCGCCGCGCGUCUCGGCCGAGAAAACCCUCCCGUUCGGCGGGCCGCGUUUCGGAAGCGGGGCCGGGGGGGGAGGGGGGGGGGAAGCUCUCGGCCUCCCCCCGCCGCCGCCACCAUCGUCUUCCUUUCCUCCGCCGGAGGCUCCUCGCCCACCUCAGGUUGCACUCGCCACUUUGGACGCAAGUUUGCUCGUCGAAGCGAUUCUUUGGCUUCCCUAGGGACAGCAAAACCCAAAGCAAAAAAACCUAAGCAAGGAAUCCGAGCCCUCCGCUGCGGAAGGUGAAAGCUCGGAGGUUCGUUCCCCCGCCGCCGACGGGAUCCGUCUUCCCUUCCUCUCUCCUCCUCCUCCUUUCUCAGGUUUCCCCAGCGCUCUCGGCCCCGGCGGCACGGGCGGCUCCCGGGGUUUCGGUGCCUUAACGCGGCGCCGCUCGCUCGCGCUCCCGCCGCUCCGGCGCCUCCGGAGCCGCCUUUUCACCCGUGCGAAGCCGGUUUCUGGAGCGGCUUUGCCUUG
Rhea pennata is the source of this 2527-nucleotide messenger RNA. RefSeq names its product cyclic AMP-dependent transcription factor ATF-7. The record is from RefSeq and is a predicted model, not a curated record. Gene Ontology annotation, biological process: regulation of transcription by RNA polymerase II. NCBI's taxonomy places the organism in Eukaryota, Metazoa, Chordata, Aves, Rheiformes, Rheidae. Gene Ontology annotation, molecular function: cAMP response element binding; DNA-binding transcription factor activity, RNA polymerase II-specific. The coding region runs from base 111 to 1559 and encodes 482 amino acids. The transcript has 12 exons.